Phaethon lepturus (White-tailed tropicbird) is the source of this 1776-nucleotide messenger RNA. It is a transcript of the gene BCAR1, whose product is annotated as breast cancer anti-estrogen resistance 1. The record is from RefSeq and is a predicted model, not a curated record. Gene Ontology annotation, biological process: cell migration; cell surface receptor protein tyrosine kinase signaling pathway. Gene Ontology annotation, cellular component: cytoplasm; plasma membrane; focal adhesion. Lineage: Eukaryota; Metazoa; Chordata; Aves; Phaethontiformes; Phaethontidae. The transcript is spliced from 8 exons. The annotation marks the transcript as partial.
AUCUACCAGGUGCCCCCGUCUUUGGACGCAAGGAGCUGGGAAGGGCACAAGCCGCAGGGAAAGGUGCUGGUGCCCACCCGCGUGGGGCAGGUGUACGUCUAUGACUCCCCCAAGGGCGAGCAGGAUGAGUACGAUUUCCCUCGCCACCUCCUCUCCGUGGGCGCCCAGGAGAUCUACGACGUGCCGCCUGUCCGAGGCGGGGUCCCGAGCCAGUUCAGCCAGGAGGUCUAUGACAUGCCCCCCAUGGCAGUGAAGGGUCCUAAUGGGCAGGACCCAGGGCAGGAGAUCUACGACGUGCCCCCCAGUGUGGAGAAGAACCUGCACCAAACUGUGUACGACGUCCCUCCCUCGGUGAGCAAAGACGUGCCAGAUGGCCCGGUGCGGGAGGAGACCUACGACGUGCCCCCCGCCUUCGCCAAGCAGAAAGCCUUCGACCCAUCUCGCCACCCCCUCAUCCUGGCCCAGCAGGAGCCCUACUUGCCAGAGGAUGUCUACGACGUGCCGCCAGCGGCUGGGAAAGGCGCCCCUGAACUGCCACUCUCCCACGAGAUCUAUGAUGUGCCCCCCAGCCUCAAGAAGUUGGGGGGGUUGGCCUUCCCCUCCCAGGAGGUGUACGACGUGCCCCGGGACCUGCACGCCCCAGGCAAGGGCUCCCUGGACACGGAGGGCGAGUAUAUCUAUGACGUACCACCACAAGUGGACCGUGAGGCCAAGGGUGCCGAUGCCAAGCGCCUCUCGGCCUCCAGCACGGGCAGCACCCGCAGCAACAUCUCCACGUCCUCGCUGGACGUGGUGCCCAUGAAGGAGCCAGGCAAGGGAGCCGGCAAGGAGUUCUCCCUGGACUUGGAUGCUGCCAUGGAGACGCUGGCAAAGCUCCAGCAUGGCAUCAGCGGUGCUGUCUCCUACCUCAUGUCCUUCAUCAGUGCCAACUGGCGCAGCCCUGAGUACAUGGAGGCCAAUGCCGCCAGCAUCCAUGGGGCAGCCGAGGGGGGUGUCCGAACAGCGCUCUGGGACCUGCUGGAGUUUGCCCGGGGGGCGGUGGGCAAUGCUGCCCAGGCCUCUGACCGUUCCCUCUACGCCAAGCUCAGCAAACAGCUGCAGAAGAUGGAGGAGGUCUACCAGGCUCUGGCACGGCAUGGCCAAGCGCUGGACGCUUGCCACUGGGCCCCGAGUGCCCUGGGCAAGGAGGAGUUUGAGAAGACCCAGAAGGAGCUGCUGGAGAAAGAGACGAGCAUUGGCACCUUGCUCCUGGAGAGGAGCCUGAUACGGCCAUCCUUGUCCUGGGGCUGCCACUGGCUUUGCCAUCACAAUGCCCUGUCCAACUGGAUCCCCCCCCAGCCCUAUGGCCCGGCGCGAGGCAGCGGGGCUCUGUGUCCUGCUGACCGCCAGCUCCUCCUCUUCUACCUGGAGCAGUGCGAGGCCAACCUCACCACGCUCACCAAUGCCGUUGACGCGUUCUUCACCGCUGUCAGCACCAACCAACCCCCCAAGAUCUUUGUGGCCCACAGCAAGUUCGUCAUCCUUAGCGCACACAAGCUAGUCUUCAUCGGGGACACGCUGUCCCGCCAAGCCAAGGCCCAGGACAUCCAGCACAAGGUGAUGCACUACAGCAACCUCCUCUGUGAGAUGCUCAAAGAGAUCGUGGUGACCACCAAGGCGGCUGCCCUCCACUACCCUUCUCCCGCUGCCUCUAAGGACAUGGUGGAGCGUGUCAAGGACCUCGCCAACAGCACGCAGCAGUUCAGGAUGGUGCUGGGCCAGUUGGCAGCCAUGUGA